Molecule: messenger RNA, 7155 nt
Organism: Monodelphis domestica (gray short-tailed opossum)
Lineage: Eukaryota; Metazoa; Chordata; Mammalia; Didelphimorphia; Didelphidae
Gene: METTL2A
Product: methyltransferase 2A, tRNA N3-cytidine
Molecular function (GO): tRNA (cytidine-N3)-methyltransferase activity
Source: RefSeq, a predicted model, not a curated record
ACCUUCCAGCUCUCUGUCCCACCCUGGAUGAUUCUCCGGGGCUUUCUCUAGAGGGAGGAGAAAACAUUUCCGUUUCUGGUGUCAUGGCUGACUCUUGUCCGGAAAGUGUUUCCGCUACUACCAGGGAUAAGAGAGUACAGUUUGGGAAUCGGUUCUUGAAUGAUCCAGCCCGAGUUUUCCAACAUAAUGCCUGGGACAAUGUGGAGUGGUCGGAAGAACAGGAGGCAGAAGCGGAGAGGAGGGUCCGGGAGAACAGUGCCCAACGGGUACCGCCCGAAAAGCAAGUUGACUAUGAGGUUAAUGCUCACAAAUACUGGAAUAACUUCUACAAAAUCCAUGAAAAUGGGUUUUUCAAAGAUAGACACUGGCUUUUUACUGAAUUUCCUGAACUGACUCCUAACCAGAACAAAAGCAACCUGAAGAACUUGCUGUUAAAAGACGGUGAUUUUGAAAUAAUUGAACACAGAAACUCUGGCAAUGGACUUGGAUUAAUAGUAUCUAAUACUCAAGAACAGCACAAGGCUUCUUCACACAGUGUUGAUGAUAAAGAACAGAAGCACCCCAUAGAAGAGACAACUCAGAAUACCUGUCAUUUGGAUAUAAACACUGAUGGUUUUCCUGGUUCAUCAGCUACCUACCGAAUUCUAGAGGUUGGCUGUGGUGUGGGAAACACGGUCUUUCCAAUUUUACAUACUAACAAUGACCCUGGACUCUUUGUAUAUUGUUGUGACUUUUCUACUACAGCUGUAGAUCUUGUCCAGACAAACUCAGAGUAUGAUCCUUCUCGAUGUUUUGCCUUUGUUCAUGACCUGUGUGAUGAGGAAAAGAGUUACCCAAUGCCCAGGGAGAGUCUUGAUGUCAUUAUUCUCAUCUUUGUCCUUUCAUCAAUUGUCCCAGACAAGAUGCAGAAUGCCAUUACCCGACUAAGCUAUCUUCUGAAACCCGGAGGGAUGAUUCUCUUGCGAGAUUAUGGCCGUUAUGACAUGGCUCAGCUCCGAUUCAAAACAGGAAGGUGUUUGUCUGAAAAUUUUUAUGUGAGAGGUGAUGGUACCAGAGUUUACUUCUUUACACAAGAUGAACUAGAUACACUGUUUACUACUGCUGGAUUGGAAAAAGUUCAGAACAUGGUGGAUCAUCGACUCCAAGUAAACCGAGGGAAACAAUUGACAAUGUAUCGAGUUUGGAUCCAGUGCAAAUACCGCAAACCUUUUUCCCCAAACAUAAGCUGAGAGGAAUUCAUCUUGUUAGACACUGGAAUGAGUGAUUCCCUGACAAGUGUUAUGUUUCUGUACCUUUUUAUAUGAAUAGAGGAUCUAUAUGAUCACAAUGUUUUGUGUUAUCUUCAUGUGGAAUAUUUUAAGGAAUCUAAAGAUCAGAUAUUUUCAGUUUGAAAAAUUACAUUUUAUCCAUAAUUAUUAUUUGAGCAUUCCUUUUUUUUUCAAACCUUACCUGGCACCUUAGACUUAAUACUAUGUAUUGAUUUCAAGAAAGACAAGUGGUAAAAACUAAGUAUUAGGGGUCAGCAGUCACUUGCCCAGGAUCACAUAGCUAGGAAGUAUCUGAGGCCAGAUUUAAACCUAAGCUCUCCCAUCCCUACAUCUAGCUCUCUAUCCACUGAUUCACUUUGUUGUCCUUUAAGUGUUCCUUUCCAAAGUGCUUUUGGACAGAUUUUCUUCUUUUCCUGCUUUCUUGACCUGAUGUCUUAAUGGAAGCCUUGCUAUCACUUUAACAUCUGAAAAACAUCUGUGGGAACCUUUUUUUUUAAUAUUUUUUAUUAAUUUAGAAUAUUUUUCCAUGGUUACAUGAUUCAUGUUCUUUCCCUCCCCUGCUCCCUCCCCAACUCCCAGAGCCAAUGAUUAUAUAUAUCAUUGUUCAAAAACCCAUUUCCAUAUCAUUAAUAUUUGCAAUAGAGUGAUCAUUCAAAGUCAACAUCCACAAUCGUAUACCCAUUGAACCAUAUGAUCAAUCAUGUUUUCUUCUGCAUUUCUACUCUGUGGGAAUCUUGAAAUGUAUAAACUCUAAGGAGUUAAUUUGCAACAAAUAUUCAACUUGGCCUUAAACACCAUAUCAUUGUACUGUGUAUUAGAGUUAAGAUACUGAACCAAUUUUGGGGUCAUUAGGGUUUUUUUUGUUUGUUUGUUUUUUGUUUUUGAAGAAAAAUGAACAAAUGAAUCUAUCAGAGUGCAAGCAUAGAACAUCUUUGUAGCAUCUUCUUGAUCUUACAAUUCAAGUUUUGUUGAUAAUUUAGUCUGGAAAGUAAGAAAAGUCAGUCCUAUCUUAAAAUUUGUUGAUGAAAAAAGUUUAUAGUUUUUCAUCACUUUAGAUUUUAUACCACAGUUAUGAAUGUUGGAGCUUAGUGCAGUGGAAUACCUUUAUACUUGUUACUAUUAUCAUAAGCCUGAUUUCAAAUUGAAUCCUUAAUUAGCCUUGUGGCUAUAGAUGAGUUACUUAACCCUUCUGAGUCCAUUAUAUCACCUCUCCAAUGAGACAGUGCUACCGGAGAUCCAGACAUAAAUUUCCUUUGGGUUCUUGUAUCUUAGAGCACCAGUCCACUUUGGGGACUAUAUAUAGGAUAAUUUUGAGCAUUUCCUUAAAUUUCUAAGGAUCUACUAGAAAGAUUUUGCAUCUAGGAUUCUCAUUCCUGGAUAACUUGGUUUUACCUUCUGCAAAAGUCUUCAAAUUUCUUUUUAAAAAUAUUUUGAUGACUUCAGCAUAAUUGGUUUCCUUCAUAAUUCUGUUACUUCUAUUUUUAUGCAUUUUAAAAUAGUAUUCUGAGAAAGUCCAUCAGGUUCACCAGACUGCCAUGAGUCCAAGGUUAAGAACCCCUGUGCUGGAGAAGUUAUUUCUCUUUUAUAUCGUAAUUGAGUAGUCAUUUACCAAAUGUCCCCUUUACAACUCAAUUCAGUUACUUUUGAGAACAUUUUGGAGGCAGCUAUGGGGCUCAAUGGAUAGGGUUCCAGGCCUAGAGUCAGGAGGACCUGGACCUCAGACACUUCCUAACUAUGUAAUCCUGAGCAAAUCUCAGUUGCCUAGUCCUUGCUGCUCUUCCGUCUACAGUUUUAAAGAGAUAAAAAAGAGUUAACAUUUGUUUGAAUACUUGAGAACUAUAAUUUGUAAUCUUUUAUUCAAGAUUGGUUCAACUAGUUUGUCUCAUUAUGAAUGAUUUGAAUUUUGCAUUAUGGAUUUCUACAGCUAUAAAAUUCUGGUGUUUUAACAUUUCAUCAAGAUCACAUGAUAUCUUACAAAUUGUGUUUUAUUCUUUUGAAGCAGACCUAGCUAAUUCAUGUUGUUAGUUGAAUACAAACAGGUUGUCUGAGAUCUUUAUAGACUGCUGGUCUACAGAAGAUGCUUUCCCUUCUCUUAGAUACCCAAAGUAAUCAGGUUCCCAAGUGCUCACUCCCAUUCUAGAAACUCUACACCUUUUUAUGAACCUUUCUGAGUUUGUUUUCCUUUUAAGUUAACUUGCUCUGGUGAAGGGUGAGUUAGGAGAUUGAUUUGCCUCCCCCUAAUGUAUUGUCAGGAAUACUCUGGUGAAAUUUCAGGUGCUCUAUGGAAUAGGGAUUUAGAGGAAAUUUAUGUCUGGACCUCUAGUAUGGUGUGCCUACUUCAUUGGGUAUUGAGGAACAAAUGAGAUGAUAUGUACAUUGUAUUUGCAAGCCUCAAAACAGUGCUAUAUUACUGUCACAUUACAUUUUAAUCAACCAACAAACAUUUAUUAAUGCAUUUUUUUUGAUGGGCCCUGUGCUGAACUUUGAGAAGGCAAAAAACAGUCCCUUAUUCAAGGAACUCACAUUCUAAUAGAGGAGACAACAUAUAUAUAAGUAGAUCAUUCAUCAGAAUAGGUAAAAGAUAGUUUUAAUUUUAGCAGGUUGGGGGAACCAGAGAAAAGUCUCUUACAUCAAGUGACAUUUGUGCAGUUUGAAGAGAUAAGGAUGAGUAGGGAGAAUAUUCCAGAUUUAGAGAACAAACAGUACAAAGGCAGAGACACCAGAACAAGUAAACCAGUAUGUCUAAGUCACCAAAUAUGGAGGAGUAAAAUAAGACUAGAAAUAGGAAGGAGUCGGGUUGUGAAGAGCUUUAAAUACCAGCAAAGAAUUUUAUUUUUUAAGGAUGGGGGAGGAAGGGUGUUUGUAAGUGUCAGGCCAGCAACCAGUAUCUAGAAAGAAAUUAAGAGGGUAAAUGAUGUUGGGGCAAUCUGGAGAAGAUGAAAUCAAAGGUGCCACUCCAUCAAGAUGAGUAAGAGAUAGUGGGACACAUGUCAAAGAUUUGUGAGAUGAGAGGAAAAAAAGAGAACUCCCUGCCUCUAUUUUAGAGAGUGAGGCUAGCUCCUCAGCUGUGAGAGUCUGGGAAGAGAGUCCUAUGAAAAACCUAAAGAAGAGAAGAGAAAUCAAUCUUUUUGAACAGCUGCUUUUAGUUAGGAGAAUCGGUAAGGGAGUAGGAAUAGUACUUUGCUGUAAUGAGGAUCCAGUUGAGGUUACAUAAGAAAUCUGUGAUGGACCCAAUCUUUAUGGUUUUUAAACUCCAGUUCCCAUUUUCAGUAUGUAAAUAGUAGUGAAUGAGGCAGAAGGUGGAACCCAAGCAUGGGAUUUGACUGGACAAUAUGAGACAAAGAGAAAAAAGAUCUAAGAUUAAAUAGUGGUGUAGAGGAAACAGUGAGUUAGCUCAGUGGUUUGAGAGCCAGGCCUGGUGAUGGGAAGUCCUAGGUUCAAAUGUGAUCUCAGAUACUUCCUAACUAUGUGAUCCUAGGCCAAUCAACCCCUAUCGUCUACUCCUUACCACUCUUCCAUCUUGGAACUAAUACUUAGUAUUGAUUAUAAAACAGAAGGAAAGAGGUUUUUUUGUGUGUGUUUUUCUUUUAAUAAAAGAGAUAAUGACAAAUUAGCUCACCAAAAGGGUCAAGACAAGGAUGAGAGGAGAUUAGUCUGUGGGUGCUGAUGGUCUGGGAAACAACUGAGCAAUAGGAGAAUUGGAUAUUAUGGACCAGGACCAAGCACAGAGGACUGAGAAGGUAUAGAGAAAGAUGGAAUAAAAAAGACAAUUUAAUCAUAUUAAAGAAUGAACAUGGGGGCAGCUAGGUGGCUUAGUAGAUAGAGAGCUAGACCUGGAGACAAGUGAUUUAGGGUUCAAUGAUAUGCUCAGACACUUCUUUACCUGUAUAGUCCUGGACAAAUCACUGAUACACCCUUUGUCAACCCUUACUGCUUUUCUGAUUCUAAGAUGGAAAAUACGGGGAUUUUCAUGGAAGUUAUAAAUGUGACUUCAAGAUUCCAAGUCACCAGAUCAAGGGUUUAACUUCUGCGUGUAGCUGAAGUGUAGUAGAGAAGUAGGUUCUGGAAAUUGAGUAGAUUGAGGACCAAUGAAGUUGGGGUGUAUGAGGAAACAUUAAUAGAUGUAUUGAAGACCCCUAAUAUGAAAGCAAGAAGGAGGGAGGGAGACUGAGCCAGUCACAGUACUAUCACACUCUCUCUAUUUCUAAUGUAAGUAGAUGGUUUACUCUAAUUUUCAUAAAAUAACUUAAUUUUGCACUCAUAUUUCCUUACCCCAGGACAUGUUUAUUGAGUUUGGGUUUUUUUAGAUCUAUACCACUCUUGGCUAGACCUGCAAAUUUUCAUGUUACUGUGAAAUCUCAAUAAUGUACAUGUUUCCCCAUCACAAUUAAAAUUUUCUUUGCCAAAGGAAGAAUUUACAUGAGUAGUAAGGAUGUAUUAAGGACCUGAGCCUGAAGAUCCAUUAAUAUUUGUAUGUGCUUGCAAACUUUAGCAUAAAUGGAAAAUAAGAUUAUGUUAAAGCAGAGAGAGGCCUUGAACACCAUUUUGUCCAAAUUCCAUAAUUUCCAAAGUGAGCAAAAGUGACUAAAACCCAUCUGGGUGAUAAGUCCAGAUUCAAACUCAAGUCUUCUGACCCCGAAUCCUUUGUUUUUACAAUACUUCAUUAAUUCAGCAUUGCUGUUUGAAAAAGAUCCAAAAAUGGAAAAUUUUUUCUAUAACAAAAAAAUGGCCUGCAUAUGGAGAUUUUACACUCACCUUCCAGAGAAACAAGUUGUUCUUUCAGCUCAAAAUUAGGGAAAGCUAUAAUUGCUAGAAAACAUUUAUCAUUUUUUCUGUUCGAGUGGAUAUGGGGAUGUCAUGUACCUUAGCCUUGUCCCUGAAUGGUCUGAUGAAAUAAGUAACACACCUAAACAAAUUCAAUGUAAUCUGGGCUAUUUUGUUUUAUUAAAUCUGGCUAUUACUCCUAUGAUAGAGACUAGUCCCUCCCUGCCUUCUCAAACAUAGAAUCAGAUUUUGACCUAAAAUAGACCUUAGAGGUAAUAUAGUCAAACCUACAUUUUUUUUAACCUUUACUUUCUGCCUUAAUGACAAUUCUAAGACUGAAAGACAAGUGGCUUGCUCAGGGUCACACAGCUAGGAAGUGUCUGAGAUCAGAUUUGAACCUAGGUCUUUGAAGCUCUAGGCCAGACUAUCCACUGUGCCACCUGCCCCGAAACCUACUCUUUAUGAACAAGGUCCAAGGAACUGGAAUAAUUUCACUGACUGCUGAUCUUGGAUUUGAACUCAGGUCCUCAGGCUGAAUAUAUUGCUUCCCUUUGUUUUUUAUAAUCAGAAUUUUGAAUUUUUAUGAUAUAUUUUUAUUUAUUUCCUCAUAUCCCAUCCUCCUGUGUCAUCCCCUCUAAAAAGUAAAACCAGUUCAGCAAAAACCAAACCUAUCAACCCCUCUCAACUUUAAGAACAUAGACUCCCACCUAUGCAAAUCUCUUUGGUCAUUGUAACUUGACAGCGUUUGGUUUCAGAUAUGUUCUUCCAAACCUUAGAUUAUUCGUAUACAGCUGUUAUACAUUUGACCUUUUGAUUUUAAUGGUCUUUGACUAAGGAUUCACUGGUCUUGAUCCAAAUGUCAUCUCAGGAUUUGUCAUUGAUUAUAGAAGCUGACAUCUUUGUAUAGAAGCUUUAAUUCCAACAAAUUUGUUAUAUUUUUGAACUUCAUAAUGAACUGAAAAUAUAGAUUCAAGGAGGUUUUAGGUCAUUUUGUGAGCAUAAAUAUCCAUUCUGAGAAUAGCACACUCGAGAGCAACUACUAUCUUAUAAACCCUUUCUACCAUUGUCAAGUACUAUUAUACUAUUGUUUCUUUGGAUUCUUAAUAAAAAAAAAAAGAAGCAA